Molecule: messenger RNA, 666 nt
Organism: Arctia plantaginis
Lineage: Eukaryota; Metazoa; Arthropoda; Insecta; Lepidoptera; Erebidae
Source: the annotation of a GenBank genome assembly
AUGGCAGACUCAGACUCUGAAGCAUCUAAGGAGUCAAACAUUACCGAGGCAGAACUACAGAAGGAGAUCGUAAAGAUCCUUGAAAAUGCAGAUCUCCAAACAACUUCCACUAAUAAAGUCAUACAGAAGUUGGAGAAAAAGUUCGGAGUAAGUUUGACGGAGAAGAAGAAGAUGAUUGACAGACUAGUGUUGGACUAUGUAAACAGUCUGGAUUCUUCUGAUUCUGAAGAAGAAGAAGAAAAGGAGUCAGAAAAAGAAGAGGAAGAAGAAGAAGAGGAGGAGGAAAAGAAACCCCGAAUAAAGAAGGAAAAGGUUGAGGAUACCGGCACAACUACACGGAGAGGAAGAAGAAGUGAUGAUAAGAAAAAGAAAACUCCUGCUAAAGGCAAGAAGGGGGGCGUCAAAAAAGGUGGUGGCAAAGGCAGUGGAUACACAAGACCCAUCAAGCUAUCACAAGCCCUGUCUGAACUUGUUGGAGCAACAGAACUUCCCAGGCACGAGGUCGUCAAGCGCGUAUGGGCCAUCAUCAAGGAACGACAGCUCACAGACCCUAACAACAGGCAGUUUGCCAUAUGUGACAAACCUUUGUACAAAGUCAUCGGUACCCAGAGGUUCUAUACAUUCGGUAUGAUGAAGUAUUUGAAAAAUCAUUUCAUUGAUGAUUAA